Messenger RNA from Vicia villosa (hairy vetch), 1197 nucleotides. RefSeq lists its product as uncharacterized. The record is from RefSeq and is a predicted model, not a curated record. The transcript has 3 exons. Bases 1 to 1197 code for a protein of 398 amino acids. Lineage: Eukaryota; Viridiplantae; Streptophyta; Magnoliopsida; Fabales; Fabaceae.
AUGGCGAAUGGAGGUUUCCCUUUUCAAAUGUCGAUGCUCACAAAGAACAACUAUGAUAAUUGGAGUAUCAAGAUGAAGGCGCUACUAGGAUCUCAAGAUGUGUGGGAUGUCGUUGAGAAAGGCGUCAAGGAGCAAGACGAAGCCUCGUUAAGCCAAAGUGCGAAAGAUACAUUGAAGGAGUCAAGAAAGAGAGACAAGAAAACUCUCUUUCUCAUUUAUCAAUCGGUGGAUGAAGAUACUUUUGAGAAGAUAUCCAACGCAACGACGGCCAAAGAAGCAUGGGACAAGCUUCAAACUUGCAACAAAGGAGUUGAGCAGGUAAAAAAGAUUCGUCUUCAAACUCUUAGAGGUGAUUUUGAACGUUUGUUUAUGGAGGAGUCCGAGUCAAUUUCUGAUUAUUUUUCUCGAGUAUUGGCCGUAGUCAAUCAACUUAAAAGAAAUGGUGAAGAUGUUGAUGAUGUGAAAGUCAUGGAGAAAAUACUUCGCACUUUAAAUCCAAGUUUUGACUUCAUUGUUACCAACAUUGAAGAAAAUAAGGAUUUAAAGACCAUGACCAUUGAGCAACUCAUGGGUUCCUUACAAGCAUAUGAAGAAAAACAAAAGAGAAAAACUAAACAAAAGGAGGCUAUAGAGCAACUACUACAACUCAACAUAAAGGAAGCAAACUAUGUAAACUACAAGAGCCAAAGAGGACGAGGACGUGGCCAAGAUCGUGGACGCGGACGCGGACGUGGAAGAGAAGGAAGAGGAGGUUACAACAACUACUCUAACAACUUCAACAAUGGAGAAAGAAGUUGGAAUCCACAAGCGACAAGAGGUCGUGGAAGAGGAAAUUCAUGGUCGAGAUUCUCGAAGAAGGUUGAAGAGAAAGCUAACUUCGUAGAAGAAAAAGGUGGAGAAGAAGAAACUUUGUUACUCGCAUGUCAAAACCAAGUUGAAGAGAAAAGAAACAAGUGGUACCUCGACACUGGUGCAAGCAAUCACAUGUGCGGCGAUCGAAGCAUGUUUGUAGAGAUCAAUGAAGCGGCAACUGGCGAUGUCUCAUUUGGAGAUAACUCGAAGAUACCGGUCAAAGGAAAAGUGUCUCAAGGCGUGCUAUACCGACUCUUCAUGGCUAUGGCAUUUACGAUUUGGGCAUCUCAACUUCGAUGGUUUAGAACGUUUGACAAAGAAGGAGAUGGUGAGAGGCUUGCCUAA